Boleophthalmus pectinirostris (great blue-spotted mudskipper) is the source of this 1140-nucleotide messenger RNA. It is a transcript of the gene stmnd1, whose product is annotated as stathmin domain containing 1. Gene Ontology annotation, molecular function: tubulin binding. The transcript is spliced from 5 exons. Gene Ontology annotation, cellular component: neuron projection; cytoplasm. The coding region runs from base 94 to 930 and encodes 278 amino acids. Gene Ontology annotation, biological process: regulation of microtubule polymerization or depolymerization; neuron projection development; microtubule depolymerization. Lineage: Eukaryota; Metazoa; Chordata; Actinopteri; Gobiiformes; Gobiidae. The record is from RefSeq and is a predicted model, not a curated record.
CCUCACGGGUCAUUACUGAGUACUUACACACUCCCAGGGUUUGGAUCAGCUCUGGACUUUGGGGCUCUUUUAUGGACUUGGACAGGUGAAAAUAUGGGGUGCGGCAGCUCGACAAGCACCGCGGUGGUCCGACCGCUGUCCCCGGAAAAACUCAAGGGAGACGAGGAUGAAACAGGAAGUAAACACAGUAGUCGUGGAGACUCUGCAGUGUCCAAGAGCACCACUGACAGUGGAGUGGUCAUGGAGAACAGAGAGGUCCCAACGCUCCCAGGGGCCAUCCCACGAAAACUACCCCCUCUCACACCCACCGCAGUCAGUCCUCCCUUGGUGAGACGGGACAGUCAAACUCAGGAGCGUCAGAAGUCUAGUGAAAUCCUGGAGGAGCUCUCAAACCAAGGAAUCAUCCCACUGGGCCCGUCCCGAGAGAAUAGUGGGGCAACAGGAGAGGCCUACAGCAUCAUGUUAAAUACCCGAGAAGGGACUCUGAGAAAGCCUCCUGCCAGACUAGAGUCCUUGAAAGAAAACAAAACACAACUCAGUAAAGAAGAAAUAGAUGAGAAGAUCCGGCUUGCAGAAGAGAGACGAAAGCAAAAGGAGGAUGAGAUGAAGAGCCGUCUGAGAGCCAAGUCCGCCCGAAUCAGAGUCCCUGCCCGUAGUCAGAGCACUGGGGAGGAGGAAGACCUAAUAGAACAACUCUUGGCACCACCUCAAGGCCCACAGCCAGCUGAGGGGGGCAUGGAGGGAGAGAGAGGGGCUACACCCAGCGGCCGGGGGUCUAGAAACACUCAGGAGAAGCAGGAAGAGUCAGCAGGUGUGAAAGAAAGAAGCGAGGAUGACGUGGUUCCAAUGACACGGGAUGGUGAGCUCUCAGACUCAGCCGACAGUGAUGUGAGCUUUCAACCUGCAACAGCUAACGAUGAAAUAUUUUAAAGCAUUUAAGUCACUUAUUUUGUUUUGUAAAUCAGAAUCAGAGCCAAAAAUUAUAUUUUACUAGUGUACAGAAAUGAUUUGUUAUAAGCUAUAUAUUAUUGUAAUUAUGUCUUAAUAGAUCUAUUUAUGUCCCUUCAAUGAACAUUAUAAAAAAAAACAAAAAAAAAAACACUUAUUUGUUUAAUGUAAUUGUAAUUUAAAUGAUUUCUU